Messenger RNA from Anopheles marshallii, 2028 nucleotides. RefSeq names its product xenotropic and polytropic retrovirus receptor 1-like. The transcript is spliced from 6 exons. Gene Ontology annotation, cellular component: Golgi apparatus; plasma membrane; cytoplasm. Gene Ontology annotation, biological process: cellular response to phosphate starvation; phosphate ion transport. Gene Ontology annotation, molecular function: inositol hexakisphosphate binding. The record is from RefSeq and is a predicted model, not a curated record. Lineage: Eukaryota; Metazoa; Arthropoda; Insecta; Diptera; Culicidae. The coding region runs from base 1 to 2028 and encodes 675 amino acids.
AUGAAGUUUGCAGAACACUUAUCCGCGCACAUCACUCCAGAAUGGCGCAAACAAUACAUCAACUACGAGGAAAUGAAAGCAAUGCUGUAUACCGCUAAUGAAGAAGCACCGGCGCUGGACAGCGUAGAGGAAGAUGUUAGAAAACGACAUUUUGCAAACUUCGACGAAAACUUUUACCACUACUGCGAUCAGGAGCUGAAAAAAAUUAACACAUUUUAUUCGGAAAAGUUAGCGGAGGCGACACGUAAAUAUGCCGCCCUGAUCACCCAGCUACGGACUACGCUCGAGAGCCAGCAAAAAAGCAAGAGCAAAGGUCACAGUCAUAAACCAAUCAAUUUACCCUACCGGAAGGCACAGGAGUUAAAACUCGCGUUCAGCGAAUUCUAUCUCAGUCUCAUUCUGCUUCAGAACUAUCAAAACCUCAAUCAUACCGGCUUUCGCAAGAUAUUGAAAAAGCAUGACAAAAUAUUGGUUUCGGACAACGGCGCACGAUACCAGAAGGAGCAUGUCGAGAUGAGUCAUUUUUUCAUCAACAAGGACAUUGACAAACUGAUCAAUGACACAGAAACAACAGUAACGACCCAGCUCGAAGGUGGCGAUCGGCAACGGGCUAUGAAGCGUCUACGAGUACCACCUUUAGGCGAGCAACAAAGCCCAUGGACCACCUUCAAGGUGGGCCUGUUCAGCGGUAGCUUCGUUGUGCUGUUUGUCGCCGUGAUCUUAUCUGCCGUCUUUCAUGACAGCGCAACUGGCGAGAAUCUCAAGAUCGCUUUCCGACUGUACCGCGGUCCAUUACUGCUAAUUGAAUUCAUUUUUCUAAUCGGCGUUAAUAUCUAUGGGUGGCGUUCGUCCGGUGUAAACCAUGUGCUCAUCUUUGAGCUAGAUCCUCGCAACCAUCUAUCCGAGCAGCAUCUGAUGGAGAUGGCGGCUAUCUUCGGUGUGGUAUGGACGCUGAGUCUAUUGAGCUUCCUGUACAGCGCAAGUCUGAGCAUACCACCUUACGUCAAUCCACUCUUUAUGACCGUGAUCAUGAUCGCAUUCCUAGUCAAUCCAUUGCGCGUGUUCCGUUACGAGGCGCGUUUUUGGUUGCUGAAAACGAUCGGCCGCAUGGUGGCAGCUCCUUUCUUUCACGUAGGUUUUGCCGAUUUCUGGCUGGCUGAUCAGUUAAAUAGUCUCGUCACAGCUCUACUAGAUUUCCAAUUUCUUACGUGUUUUUACGCUACGAAUGGCAAUUGGUUAGAAGCAGGCAAUACUCGUCAAUGUAUGGAGGAAAGCUAUAUAAUCCGUCCAUUGGUGAAUUGUUUGCCGGCAUGGUUUAGAUUUGCCCAGUGUCUGCGCCGUUAUCGAGAUUCCAGAGAGGCUUUUCCACAUUUGGUGAAUGCUGGCAAAUAUGCUACAACUUUCUGCGUAGUCAUUUUUUCCACAUUACGGUCCGCUAAUGCUUAUAAAUAUGAGGACUCUUCGGAUAACGUUUUCCUUUGGUUAUGGCUGUUUAGCUCCGUUGUAUCGUCCUGCUACGCAUAUACUUGGGACAUCAAGAUGGAUUGGGGAUUGUUUGAUAAGAACGCCGGAGAGAAUACUUUCCUUCGCGAAGAGAUUGUUUAUUCCAUGCCAUUUUUCUAUUAUUUUGCGAUCAUAGAAGAUCUGGUACUGCGGUUCGUUUGGAUUGUAUCAUAUGCACUGACGGAAAAUAAGCUUGUCAGCGGUGAUCUAAUGACAUCGAUCCUGGCACCACUUGAAGUGUUUCGUCGUUUCGUAUGGAAUUUCUUCCGUCUUGAAAACGAACAUUUGAAUAAUUGUGGUAAGUUCCGUGCUGUACGGGACAUCUCCAUUGCUCCAAUAGAUUCUAACGACCAAGUAAUCAUACUCAAAAUGAUGGACGAAGAGGAUGGUGUGAUUAAUCGGUAUACUAAGCAUAAUCGACCAAAGCCAAAAAAGACGAAAGACGAUCGCCGACCCUUGUUACCAGCAUUUAAGGGAACGCAUGAAGCCACGCCUCCCGAUGCGACGAGCACCAAACACGUUUGA